UCAAUUUAUUUAUUUCAUUCUUUUUUUGUUAGAAUAUGAUUCAAAUUAUUUACUUUCUUAUAUAUAAUAUAUUUCGAUUAAUAACGUGUAAAGUCUUUUAUUUAAAUGGGGACUGUUUAAAUGCAAUUCAACAACAAGAGUUUGACAUAAAUCAAGGAAUAAAUCCAAAUUUAAACAAUCAUGUAUCAUUUGUUAUUUAUUUAUAAUUAAAAAUGACUCUUAGGCUAUAUUUACGAAAUAACUACUAGUCCAGCAUUCGAGAUAUCUUCAGAUAUAAAAAUUCAGCCACUACAGCAACAGACUCUUUUAGAGCAACAUAGAAUAAUAAAAUCAUUU
Messenger RNA from Cokeromyces recurvatus, 336 nucleotides. RefSeq lists its product as uncharacterized. NCBI's taxonomy places the organism in Eukaryota, Fungi, Mucoromycota, Mucoromycetes, Mucorales, Mucoraceae. The coding region runs from base 36 to 206 and encodes 56 amino acids. The record is from RefSeq and is a predicted model, not a curated record. The transcript is spliced from 2 exons.